This is a messenger RNA of Alternaria arborescens, 3396 nucleotides long. Its product is annotated as Actin cytoskeleton-regulatory complex protein. Gene Ontology annotation, cellular component: nucleus. Gene Ontology annotation, biological process: regulation of actin filament polymerization; actin cortical patch assembly. Gene Ontology annotation, molecular function: identical protein binding; cytoskeletal protein binding; protein-macromolecule adaptor activity. Bases 1 to 3396 code for a protein of 1131 amino acids. The transcript has 5 exons. Lineage: Eukaryota; Fungi; Ascomycota; Dothideomycetes; Pleosporales; Pleosporaceae. The record is from RefSeq and is a predicted model, not a curated record.
AUGGUGUUCCUAGGCAUAUACCGCGCCAUCUACGACUAUGAGCCCCAGAGCAGCAAUGAGAUCGCCCUUGACGAGGGCGACAUCUUGAUGGUCCUGGAGAAGUCGACGAUUGACGCCUGGUGGAAAGCGAAGAAGAAGGGACGCGAUGGAGACGAUGAAGAGCCCGAGGGCUUGAUCCCGAACAACUAUAUUGAAGAGGCCGCACCCAUCGCCCGCGCCAAAGCCCUAUUCGAUUACGACCGCCAGACAGACGAAGAGCUCUCUUUCAAGGAAGAUGCCAUUCUAGACGUUUACGACACCACAGAUCCCGACUGGACACUGGUCGGAGUCGAAAGCGACUAUGGCUUUGCGCCUGCGAAUUACAUCGAGCUUACCGAAGACGAUGCGGCAGCACCAGCAGCACCAGCAGUGGCAUCUCCAGCGCUGCCAAGUCGCCCGCCAAUGCCGGCAGCGAGGGACUCUUUUGACGACGACCAGCCGCCUACUCCUGACACUCCCCCAACGCAGAGUCCCGCUGCCGCCCUGGCUGGCAUUAUACAGAAGAAGUCGCAAGAGGCAGCUCCGCGAUCGACCAUCUCCCCCCCACCUAAUGUAACCGCGCCUCCAAAACAACAACGACGCGUGCAAUUUCCCCCGGAAGAGUCGGACGAAGAAGCGCCACCGCCUCGUCUUCCCACGCGGCCCGAAUCCGAAAUACACUCGCCCCCACCGACUCAAUACACGCAUGCGCGGUCCCCAUCGCCUCCGGUCAGAUCGCCUCCACCCCGGAGCGUCACAUUUGACCAGUAUGAUCCUCCAAGUAGGGACGAGCAGCCCGCGACGCCCAUGUCCGGCUCUGGAUAUCGUCUGUACAACAUCUACGAGUACAUCACGCAGCCAGGCAAGAAUAAGAAAAUGCCAAUCACGCUGGGCGUCAACAUCCCGAAAGGAAUGAUUAUGAUUGCGCCCGAGAAGUCGCGCGAUGGACCACAACAGGAGUGGAGUGCAGAUAAGAUGGAGUACUACUCACAAGAGGGCAAGCACAUAUUCAUGGAGCUCAAACAGCCAAGCAAGAGCGUUGAUUUUCAUUGCGGCGCUAAAGACACUGCAUCUGAGAUAAUGCUGGCUCUUGGUGAGCUUGCCGGAGCCGCUAAGAGCGCAGGACUGCGCGAGGUGAUAGCUGCUGGCUCCGGAAAUUCUAAUGUGCAGAAGAAGGGUGUCAUGCUAUUCGAUUUCAUGGCACAGGGCGAUGACGAGGUUACCGUCGGUCUUGGCGAUGAGAUCUUGGUUAUCGACGAUUCUGCCAGUGACGAGUGGUGGAAAGUCAGGCGGCUCAAGAAUGGCAAAGAGGGUGUCGUACCAGCUAACUACGUUGAAAUUACAGAAACCGUCCCCAUACAUGCUCCUGCAGCCGCCAUGGCUCGAUCGGGAACCAACGCUGGCCGAUCCAUCGUCGAACAGAAUAGGCGGGAGGAAGAGGAGCUUGCUCGCCAGGCCUCAAGACGGAAGAGGCCAGAAAAUGAGGCAAGGAACGAUCAGAGAUCAUCAAGCAAGCGCGAAAGCUCCGCGAAAGACUCGAGUUCGAAGUCCUCGUCUAAGCCAAAUGCUGCCAAAGUACGCACUUGGACCGACCGCUCUGGAUCAUUCAAGGUUGAGGCAGAGUUUAUCCUGAUCAAGGAUGGCAAAAUUCACCUACACAAAGUCAAUGGCGUCAAGAUCGCCGUACCGGUCACAAAGAUGUCCGUAGAGGACCUCGAAUAUGUAGAACGCGUUACAGGAGAGUCUCUGGAUGACGACAAGCCUUUGUCGGAUCUGAAGAGGAGAAGCAUGCAGCAGCCUCGCCCAAAGGACUCUGGUCCAACCGGCAUUUCUGUCGAGAGGAAGCCAGAGUACGAUUGGUUUGACUUUUUCCUCAAGUGCGGCGUUAACCCCCAGAUCUGUGAACGCUACGCUAGGGCAUUUACCAAGGACGAAAUGACAGAAGAAAACAUACCAGAUAUUACUCCUGGGCUUCUGCGUACGUUGGGUCUCAAGGAAGGUGACAUUCUCCGUGUCACCAAGCACUUGGACGCACAGUUCGGAAGGGAUAAGCGAAAUGCUGAAGAUGGAGGAGAGGGAGCUUCUGGUGGCCUGUUCUCCGGCCCGGGAGGUGCACUGAGAAACAACACUCGUAAAGGACGUCCUGCACCGCCUGUUGAAACAAACGAUGUCGUUGACCCGAAAGCGUUUGAGUCAAAGUCCGAUGACACAGUCAAGAAGCCCGCAGAUGGUACCCCGACACCGCUGGCGUCCGCACCCACUCCUGACAAGACUGCAAAUGGAUUUGACGAUAAUGCAUGGGAUGUCAAGCCAUCAAAAUCUGCGUCCACCCCUGCGCCUGCAGCAUCUCCGCCAGCAGCACAAGCACCUGCAGCGAAACCACCCCAGCUGACCGGAUCUAUGAACGAUUUGUCUCUCUUGGAUAUGCCUGCGCUCAAGCCUGAUGAGAUUGCUCAGCCAACACCUCCCGCUCCGGCACCCCAGCCAACGCAAGCGCCUGUUCAACAGCCUCCCGCUCCCGCUCAGCAGCCACAACCGACCGGCGCUACCCCUACCCUGUUUGAACAGGUUGCGGCUAUUAAGGCUCUUACCCAGCCUCAAAACAUGGCUCCACCGCGUAUGCGGCCACAAGCUCCUCAACAGCAAAACACUGGUGGUCUCAUUGCUCCACCGCCGCAGCGGUCUUCCUCUGCCCCUAUGAAUCCGCAACAAAGUGCUUUUGGCCCUCCACCACCUCUACAACCUCAGCUCACAGGCUACAACCCCAACAUGAUGGGCCAGAACUCCGGACAGGGCAUGCCACCGAUGCAACAGCAAAUGACAGGCUUCCCACAGCAGAAUGGCGGUUUUGGGUUCCAGCAAAACGGCAUGAUGCCGCAACCCACAGGCUACAACUCCAUGUCUCCACCUCAGCAACAGCCCAUGCAGACUGGGUUUGCACAAUACCAACAACAGCAGCCAACCGGUUUCCAGCAGCCCAUGCAAACUGGCUUCCAACAGCAGCCCCACUUCACCCAGGGCUUCGGGAAUGGCAGUCCCUUUGCCGACCCACCACGCGCACCGUUCCAGCCCCUCCAGGCUCAGCCCACUGGUUACAACUCGUUCCAACCAUCCCCGCUUAACCCACAGGCGACUGGCGUCAACCGCUUCUUACCCCCGGCCCUUGCGCCACAGCCAACCGGUUACCAAAGCACUCCGCCUCUUCCUCCCAUGCCGCCAAUGCCUUCGAUGCCUACGGCUCAGCCUUUGGUGCCACAGAAGACCGGUCCACCCCCAAGCAUCAAGUUUGGUGUACAGCCCGCCAAGAAACUUACGCCUCAGCCGACCGGGAGGGCGAACCUUGCCAAUGCCACUCCUCAAAAUCCUUUCGGUUUCUAA